Mya arenaria is the source of this 1324-nucleotide messenger RNA. RefSeq lists its product as uncharacterized. Bases 172 to 975 code for a protein of 267 amino acids. The transcript is spliced from 6 exons. The record is from RefSeq and is a predicted model, not a curated record. Lineage: Eukaryota; Metazoa; Mollusca; Bivalvia; Myida; Myidae.
GACUAUUGUCGAUAAAAUCAUAACGUAUGUUUUCAAAAUUUGAAGCUGAUUUGAUUGACAUUUUUGUCGUUCCCAAAGAGAAAUGGAAAACAGAAUUAUGAGUGUUGGAAAUAGUGUGUUACCUGGUUCUUAAUAUAUCGAGGUAAGGAGUUUGGAGAAAUUUUAAGCACAAUGAGUAUUGGAGCCAUGAAUGUGUGCAUUUGGACACUGUCGGUUGUAUUCCUGCCAAAAACAUUUGCUGCCAACCACACCACCUUGUCGCCGCCCGACGGUUCCACCGAGGGAGGCGGCCUACAGAGCGCGGACGUCGCCGCCAUCGUCCUCGGCAUCCUGCUACUGCUUCUCCUCGCUGCCACCGCCACCAUCUGUUUCUUAUACUACAAAGGCUACCUGGGCAGACACCCAGAGGAGCAGGCAACAGUCCAACCUGUGUUUCCAGAUAUCUUCACCACCACGCCAGCAAGUUUGCGACGAAUUAGCACGAAGGCGAUCGCUAAGGCGCGGGUACGACACCUUAUGAAGGCUGACUCAGAGCCGAUUUUUUACAUGGACGAAGAUAUCUACUACCCGCCAAAUUCCCGGCCACUCCCAACAAACAACGUAAAAGCCGCCCCGUUUCCGGAGAUUUCCAGCGCUAUCACUAAGCAAGGCCACCAUCGAACCGGUCGCCGGACCCAUAAUCGUAGUUUUCCCGGCGUCCAUCACGGCCGCAGGAAGCAAGGCGGUCACGGUGGUCAUGGCAGAAACGAUUUGAAACACCAGCACCAUCGCCACCACCACUACAGGCGGCAUACCAAAAUAGUUCACGAUUUCCGGCAGGAGUCUCCUCCACUUCCAGUCCUUGAGGAACGACGGGCGGCAGAGAUCGAGGAGGACAUUGUGGUGAUUCCGGACACCGCGCGGCCACUUUGUAUCACAACGCACUACGGUGCAAGAACCCCAUACAUGGGGGAGGAUCUAUCAAAAACUAUAUAGCCUUGUUGUUUACUAUUUUUAACGUAUUUUUUAUUUAUUUAUUUAUUUAUUUUUAAGUAUACACGUACCAGUUUUGUUUAGAAUGGGUGAAUGUUGAUUUUAUAUAAUAUAGCAGUUUUGUUUGUGUAUGUUGAAAUUAUAUAUACAUGUAAAUGUAUAUGUAACAGUUGUGUUGGUCAACUUAGUGUUUGUAGUAUACAUUCAUGUACCCAUUUUAUUUAUUUUAAGUAAUAUUUAAAUAUAUACAUGUAUUAAGUGUUGAUUUAUUCAUUUUAUUACAUUUAUUUAGUUUUCAAUGUAAACUGUAUUAUAUCUAUUUAUGAUAUGUAAUUUAUUUGGUUAACUGAUA